GCCCCCUUUUGGUGAGGAUCCGCACACGUCGCCCCACUUGCCUCCAUCUCAGCAGCAGAAGAGACAGGAGAGCUGGCGAGCUGCAGCCUGGAGCUUAUUCUCGACGAUGGACAGCUGCUAGACGGGCAACAGCGUGAGCGGCUCACUUCCCUCUUCACUCCAGUGAAUCUCGGCUGGACCAUGAAGUGUUGUCGGCUGUGGGUGGCCAUAUGCCUCCUCCUCAACGCCUCCUGUCGCUUCAGUUUGGCUGCCCGACACGGUUGCUUAUUUGAGAAGAAGCUUUGUCCCAGAGAUGAGCUGUGCAGUGAUGAUGGUUUGUUUGGACAGUGCUGGGCUCCUCACCACGAUCCGGUCCAGUAUUUGGUUUCUGUUCCUGCUCUGCAUAAGCUGCAGGAGGUUCUUAAAGACCUGAUGGCUCAAGGCAUGACCUGGAGGGAUGAGAUCACCCAGGCGACAAUCGGACGAGAGUUGAGUCACAUUCCGUCAAUUAGGUCCUCACAGCUUCACCAGCGCAAUCAGCUGCUCACUCAGCGAAGGUUUCCGAGACCGGAGGAGGCAGGCGACCCGCAAAAAAUACAACAGCGCAGAAACUACCUGGCACUCGACCCCUCUUCGUCCUCGAUUCAUGGGCUGAUGCCCCUGCUGGAGCCGUACAUUUACCAACAGGAUGAGGCAGAACGAUCCCUCAACUCCCUGGAAGAAAAUCCAACCUUUCCAUUCGUCCGCUACUCGUCUCCUCGCACCAGAUCCAGAGGAAAGGCUCUGGAGAGAGACAAGCAACUUCUCCAGAACUUGGUGUCCUAUUACCUCACCUUUCCAUCCUCCUCCUCCUCCUCCUCCACUGUCCAGCCUGCUUCCCGUUACAGGGGGGCACCUGCGGAAUCUUUUGCAUUAGCCUCCGCCUUUCCAGAACUUGACUUCCCGCGAGACUAUGACCAAGACUACAUUUCCCAAAUCGAAGGUCUUAGCAAGCAGCCGCUGAGCAAUGUAGUGCCGAAGUAUGACGCUCUGGCAGGAUUAGAUGCGCGCUCGGUGCAGCGUCUGACUCAGUUGCUGGGUCACUACGGCCUGGAUGUCCAAGAUUUGUCCCCUGAGCAGAGAGACAAACUGCCGGCUUUGCUCAAGCAGCUUCAGCUGGAAAGCUCCUUUAGCCAGAAAACAACCAAAGAAAACUCUGGGAAAAAUGUCAGCACCGGAAAGAAGAUGACAGAGGGUGUUAUGGAGCACAAAAUGGCUGCCCCAGACGGUCUGCCAAUCAUCAAGUCCUCCAAACCAGUGGAGGUCCAAAAGGAUACUCGCUUUGCAAUGGUGGGCAAACUGGAAAAGAACAAACCCGAAAAAGUGUUCGGUCCAGUGAGAACCUACGAGACCAACCCAAACUUAAUGAACCUGUCGGAGAAAGAAGUUCCAGAUAAGAGCAUCCCGGAGCCUGAGACAAGCACGAAGAUUCUGCAGAACAGCGACGGCCAGCAAAUGAAGAAUGAUGGCAAAGUGUUGCCCCUGGCUACCCGACUGCAGCCUGACUCUCGCUGGCUUUCCUCUACUCUGGUGGCUUUGGCUUGCAUCGGUGGCAUCCUGGUGGCGGGCCUAAGCGUCACCUGCUUGCGUCGCCACGCCCAGCGACUGGCGGCCAAGAAGCUGGGCCUCGGGGCUGAGGGUGGAAGCUUCAGCCACCAGGAGUACCAGGACCUGUGUCGCCAGCAUAUGACCUCCAAAGGUGCCUUCGGACGCCUGGAAGCCGCCGCCCUGGGCGCCGUCGGGGGGCCGAGCGGAGGAGGAGCAGCGGCAGGUGCCGGGAGAGGGCCCGGAGCAGUUGGGGGCGCCGACUCAAGAGUGAGCAGCAUGUCGUCCCAGUUCAGCGACGGAGCCCAGCCCAGUCCCAGCUCCCACAGCAGCACGCCGUCAUGGUGCGAGGAGCCUGCGCAGGCCAACCUGGACAUUUCCACUGGCCACAUGAUUCUGGCAUACAUGGAGGACCACCUGAGCAACAAAGACCGUCUGUUGAAGGAGUGGGAGCUUUUGUGUUCCUACCAGGCAGAGCCCAGCAGCGUGACUGUGGCUCAGAGCGAGCUGAACAUCAAAAAGAACCGCUUUCACCACUCGCUGCCCUAUGAUCAUACCAGGGUGAAGCUUAAACCAGAGAUCAACCCUUCUCGGUCCGACUACAUCAACGCCAGCACCAUCAUUGAACAUGACCCUCGGAUGCCGGCCUAUAUCGCCACCCAGGGACCCCUGUCCCACACCAUCUCUGACUUCUGGCAGAUGGUGUGGGAGACGGGCUGCACGGUGAUCGUCAUGAUGACAGCUCUGGUGGAGGAGGGAGAGAAACAAUGUGACCGCUACUGGCCAGAUGAAGGAUCCUCGCUCUACCAUAUUUAUGAGGUGAACCUGGUGUCUGAGCACAUCUGGUGCAACGACUUCCUGGUGCGGAGCUUCUACCUGAAAAAUGUUCAGACGCAAGAGACCCGAACCCUGACUCAGUUCCACUUCCUCAGCUGGCCUGCUCAUGGGAUCCCCGCCUCCACACGCCCUCUACUGGACUUCCGCAGGAAGGUGAAUAAAUGCUACCGAGGACGCGCAUGCCCUAUCAUCAUCCACUGCAGUAACGGAACAGGUCGGACUGGUACUUACAUCCUGAUCGACAUGGUUCUAAAUCGUAUGGCUAAAGGUGUGAAGGAAAUAGACAUCGCUGCGACGCUGGAGCACAUUCGUGACCAGAGGCCUGGAAUGGUUCGCACGAAGGACCAGUUUGAAUUUGCCCUGACUGCUGUGGCUGAGGAGGUGAAUGCCGUCCUGAAAGCGCAGCCUCAGUAAAGCGGUACCAAAUGUCUGUCUGACGACCUCUAACCUCCUUUUCUCUCUUGAUUGCCUUUUGCCUUGAAAGUUAACAGUGAUGUCUCACCAUGAAAAAUAAAGCAGUCUGUAAAUGUAUCCUUUGGAAAGGAUUUGUACAGGCUUACAGCCAUAACUCACGUUUAAUUAUGUGGGGUGUAUUUGCCACAUAUAAUAAAAACAUAUCUGCAUGAGUAAACUCGGAACAACGACACAACAUGUACACUUUGAGAUGCCAUGUCCCUACCUGUACUUACUCAUGUAACCACCCCCCCAAUCCUUUUGGAAGUAUGUAAUUACACCAUAAGUUAAAAUUGAGGUAUCCGCUGUACCUGCACAAAUCCAACCUGAAGAUGCUGUGAUGGUCUUCUUGUGGGAGCCUCAUGUAUUGGUCUGUUGUAAAUUGUGCUGUUUCAUACAUCAUGUUUUUGUCUCAGGAAGUGUAUGUUGGAAACAGAGAAGCUUGGUAAAAUGCAUAAUGUCAUAUGAUUUACUCCUAAAGUACAAGAUAAGAGGGUUGAUACUGGUCUGUGAUCAUUGAUAUCCAUCUGAAAGUAAACUUCCCACCCAUGACACCUGCAGAAACCUUUUCUGUAUGCCAUUGAAAUGGUUGUAUUGUCGUAUACCUCACGCAAUUUUGAAAAUGAAAAAAAAA
Hippocampus comes (tiger tail seahorse) is the source of this 3487-nucleotide messenger RNA. Its product is annotated as receptor-type tyrosine-protein phosphatase-like N. Gene Ontology annotation, cellular component: synapse; secretory granule. The transcript has 22 exons. Gene Ontology annotation, biological process: regulation of secretion; insulin secretion involved in cellular response to glucose stimulus; protein dephosphorylation. NCBI's taxonomy places the organism in Eukaryota, Metazoa, Chordata, Actinopteri, Syngnathiformes, Syngnathidae. Gene Ontology annotation, molecular function: protein tyrosine phosphatase activity. The coding region runs from base 181 to 2814 and encodes 877 amino acids. The record is from RefSeq and is a predicted model, not a curated record.